AAAGAGGGGGAGCACAUGUGUAUGCUUGUCACUAAGGGGCUGGGAGAAGGACUAAGGGAAGCGAGGUAGCUGGCCACAGCCGCCAUAUGCUGACUGGAUUCCUGUUCAUGUCUGCUGUGUGAAGACUGUAGAUUUGUGUUGUGUGCUGGCCGGCUGGGGAACACACCAUGGGAAGCUCACAUCUCCUCAACAAAGGCAUGCCUCUAGGCAUCAGGCCACCCAUUAUGAACGGGCCCAUGCACCCACGCCCCCUGGUGGCGCUGCUGGACGGCCGAGACUGCACUGUGGAGAUGCCCAUCCUGAAAGACGUAGCAACUGUGGCCUUCUGUGAUGCCCAGUCCACACAGGAGAUCCACGAGAAGGUGCUGAAUGAAGCUGUAGGAGCUCUGAUGUACCACACCAUCACCCUGAUGAGAGAAGAUCUGGAAAAGUUUAAAGCUCUGCGCAUCAUCGUGCGCAUCGGUAGCGGCUAUGACAACAUUGACAUCAAAUCUGCCGGAGAACUGGGCAUAGCUGUGUGUAAUAUGCCGGCAGCCUCGGUGGAGGAGACGGCCGACUCGACGCUGUGUCACAUCCUCACCUUGUACCGACGCACCACCUGGCUGCACCAGGCUCUUCGGGAGGGCACGCGGGUUCAGAGUGUGGAGCAGAUCCGAGAGGUGGCGUCAGGAGCCGCGAGGAUCAGAGGAGAGACACUGGGACUUAUAGGGCUCGGUCGAGUGGGCCAGGCUGUAGCCCUGCGAGCCAAGGCCUUCGGCUUCAAUGUGAUCUUCUAUGACCCAUAUUUGGCUGACGGAGUAGAAAGAUCCCUGGGACUACAAAGGGUCACCACACUACAGGACCUGCUCUUCCACUCCGACUGUGUGUCUCUGCACUGCAGCCUCAACGAACACAACCACCACCUGAUCAACGACUUCACCAUCAAACAGAUGCGUCAGGGGGCGUUCCUGGUGAACACAGCCAGGGGGGGUCUGGUGGAUGAGAAGGCCCUGGCUCAGGCCCUGAAGGAGGGAAGGAUACGUGGAGCUGCUCUAGACGUUCAUGAGACAGAGCCUUUCAGUUUUAGUCAGGGACCGCUGAAAGACGCUCCCAAUCUGAUCUGCACCCCACACGCUGCCUGGUACAGCGAACAGGCAUCGCUGGAGAUGAGAGAGGAGGCAGCCAGGGAGAUCCGAAGGGCUAUCACAGGUAGUCGUAUCCCAGACAGCCUGAAGAACUGCGUGAAUAAGGAGUUCCUCUCCCAGAACAACCACUGGGCAGGAGUUGACCCAGCUACCGUCCACCCCGAGCUCAACGGGGCUUAUAGGUACCCCCCCGGAGUGGUGAGCUUGCCAGCUGGCGGCCUCCCGCCACCUGUCGAAGGCAUCGUGCCCAGCGCCGUGCCCAUCUCACACACCCUUCCGCCCGCUGUCACACACCCUCCUCAUGCCCCGUCCCCUGGACAAAAUACAGUCAAGCCACCAGAGGGUGACAGAGAGCAGCAUCCGAAUGACCAACUGUAGCCACAAACACACACAAGCUUGCCUGUGUUGUCUGGUGACCGGAGGAGGAGGUUGGCACUGCAACCGGGAUCAAAGCGAUAAGUUCCCAAGUGACAAGUUGUUAUCAGACAGGUUCACACAGUGUCAGAUGGACAGGUUGAGGUCCCAAUAACAAUCGAUUCACAACUCUCUGGCAAAUUGGUUCCCAGCAGCCAGUUCACACUCCAAAGAAGAAGAAGAAGAAGAAGAAGAAGAAGAUAAAAAAGAUAAAGAGGAGUGGAUAGCUGUCUGCUCUAAUAAAAGAGCAAGACAGUUGUCCUCUGCUCCAAACAGAAGUCCUGAGAAUGACUGUAAAGAUCCACAGGAUGAUCUUCACGUAACAACUACAGUAUAGCUGAGUUUCUGCCAGAAGUUUAAAAAAAAAAAAUAACACAAAGUACAUGUUGAUUUGGGAAGAAAAAAUACUGAAUCAAACCUGCUGUCAUAGACUGUAGUGUGUCCAAAGUUAGAGGGGCGGGUUUCAUGUCUUUCUCUCUUUUUCUGUGUCCUUUCCUUAGUUUGAUGUACAAGCAAAAGUAGUAGGUUAUGAAAUGAAUGUAACCUGUCUGUGUACAGUUUUUAGAUUUACGGCAAGGAGAUAUUUGUAUUCCAGUCUUAACAAAAACAAAGGGUUAUGUGAUCUCUCUAUGUAGCCAAACUGGUUGGAGAAUACAAUAUCUGUUUUUGUUUUAUGUGUCCCCAAAUUAACAAGCCCCACCCCUCCAAAAAAAAAGAGGCAGCUUUUUGCACACCAUCUCAGGAAAUUAAGUUUCCGCAGUUGGUAUAUUAUUUUUUUAAUUUGUUUUUGAGAAAAUUCCUUUUUAUGCCACUUAGUGCUUUUGUUUUUCUACCUGCUUGCCUUUUCGUGUCCUGCUACAUUAGAUGAAAAGAACUUUAACAGGAGCUAAAGUUGAUCUAAUGUUUGCUUUUGUUUGUUAUGUUUAAGGGGCAUGUGAUUUUGCUCUUGGGACUUGUGUAAAUGUUUGACCCAAAUUGAGGGGGUUGUGGGAGGAAAGGCUGUAGAGAGGUGGUGCAAUGGUAUGCUUGGCUGGGACGACUUCAUUACUAGUCGGAUUUAGAAAAUUAAGUGAUUACUUACUGAAGGACAAAGCAGGUUGUGGACAUGGCAAUGCACUGAGUGUUGGUAGCGGCAGAAACGGCCUCAUAAAAGUUUAUUAUCUUUGUUGUCUUCAUGAUUGUCUAAUGAUCCAGUACUUCCACUAAUAUACACAUUACUUGUCCAAGUCAUGUAGCAUGAACAGUUCAGCACACCAAGGUUUACAAAUGACGCACAACAUCGGUGAAUUGGUGUGUUGCUUCCAUUCUAUGCUAUGGAUCUGUCAAAUCCGCCAAGGGACUUGUGAAAAACUGUAUCAACAAACUCUCAAACUCCUCUGCCAAAAACAGCUUUGGUUCCUAUUUGUGGUUAAGCUCACUUGUACAGAUGUCACACCCUGUUAAGGAUAGUUAAUGGUUACUGACUGAUGAGGAACUGUUGUGUGAUUUUAGUGAGGUCAAACCAAAUUGUCAUAUUUUUGACCCGCUCCAAAAUGUUGAAAGACUUAAAAAAAAAUAAUACUCUAUGGCUCAUCAGCUUGAUCAACCUUCAACAAAGUGAAGACGUUUCAUGAUAGCAUGUCGGAACGUACGGAUUUCUCCAGUCUAGUAUCCCUUUAACAUUUCACGAUGGGUCCUUCCUGAGUAUACCGUUUAGCCACCCUCUGUGGCCUCUGUGUCUAUGUGUACAUAUGGUGUUCUGCCUGCCUGUGUCAAUGUGACUUGGUUGUAUCUGUGUCUAAAAAAGCAGCACUGGGAGGAGGGGGUGGUGGCUAGUACUCUCCACAAGGCAUCAUUACAAAGACUGCCAUCUAAAUACACAACUAAACGCUAUGUAAAAAAUAAUAAAAAAUUGCUUAGACUUCAAAUCUAAGCCAGCUAACUGACCCAGUAAUGUUGUUACAGGUUACAUUCCCGCCAUGCACACAAAAUGCUGAUGUUAUUACAUCAACAGUCAACUUAUCUGAGUGACUUUUUCUAUAUGGAAUAUUUAAAACUGAUUCCAGGUCACGUGUUGUUGAUGUUAGCCAGAUGGUGCUUUUUGGAACCCCUUCUACCAGCAGCUGAGUAGUAAAAACAGUUCACUGUUGCCUACCUGGUCUUCUUCAUGGUGAGGUAGUAAGAGUAGCAAUCAGGGAUGGAAAUUUCACUAAACACUGAUCAGAAUCUGAAGGGUUGUCUCGUACAGAAGGUACUGAGGUGACACCUAAAUAUCACUGUCAGAUCUGAGCCCCAAAACGCUGUAAUAGUUUGAAUCUUACUCUGUCCUCACCAGAUGCCUGCCGUUCCGUGGGGGAGAAACUCUUUGCUAAUACUUCCUGACAUAAACUGUAAGCAUUCCUCAUUCAAACUGAUGGGUGCCACAAGUUAAAACAACAGACUAGCUGUGAAAGUGUCGAGGUGCUCCUUGAAAUUCCAUCCCUGGUAGUAACAUACAGUCCACUGUUGCCUACCUUGGUCCCCUUUAUGGUAAAGUAGUAGGCGUAGCAAUAUACAGUAUACAUAUUCUAUAUUCUACAGUAAAUAUCAUUAUUUUUGGUCAAAACUGACAACCUGACAAAGAUAUGUUUGUGACUGUAUGCAUUUGUAUGAAUUAUUUUAAAAGGAAAUAAAACUGUGGAAAGGUGAA
This is a messenger RNA of Centropristis striata (black sea bass), 4206 nucleotides long. RefSeq names its product C-terminal binding protein 1. NCBI's taxonomy places the organism in Eukaryota, Metazoa, Chordata, Actinopteri, Perciformes, Serranidae. Gene Ontology annotation, molecular function: transcription corepressor activity; NAD binding; oxidoreductase activity, acting on the CH-OH group of donors, NAD or NADP as acceptor. The transcript has 11 exons. The record is from RefSeq and is a predicted model, not a curated record. The coding region runs from base 168 to 1502 and encodes 444 amino acids.